AUGGAACAUUGCCUGCAGCGACGCAACGAUAGAAACGCGGCGAAUAGUUGGCUCCGUCCCGGCGAUGUAAUCGCUUACGUCUGGAAAUCAUUUAUUCUGGAAUACUUUGCGUUGAGCGAAUCUGACCGGACACUGUUGGAAAUAUCAACAGGGGUUGCACAACCUGAUGAACGUGGAAUGCAGUUGUUGGGAUCACAACAUUUUGGCGACGAGGAAUUUUUUCAAGAAUUCAACGCUUUGGAAGAGCUGCAGUUCUCAAGAUGCCUGAAUGCCUCCGAUGCCAGCAAGCGGUACCAGUGCUUCCAGCUAACGAAGCACGACGCGGACGACUUUCUAACGUACGCUGGGACGGUCAACCGAUGCUGUGAAGACUUCGAGCUCAGCAAGAUCACGGCGGACCAAUUCAAGAGCCUGAUUUUCACCUGUGGCCUCCGGUCGUCGAAGGACGCAGACAUCCGAACGAGACUCCUAUCCAAGCUUGAGGCUAACGCGGCGGAUGAAUGCACUCUGGAAUCACUCAUCACGGAGUGCCAACGUCUGCAAAACCUCAAGCACGACACGGCCAUGGUGGAACACAAGAAAUCGGUGAGUACAAUCUGCGCAGUCAAGCAGAACAAGCCUCCACCGAUGACACCGAGUUCCAAAGAGAAGAAGAAGAUGAAGUCCGAAGGUCCAAAAACACCCUGCUGGCAGUGUGGCGGAAUGCACUACGUCCGGGACUGCACCUACACGAAGCACGUUUGUCGGGAAUGCAAGCAAACCGGCCACAAAGAAGGGUAUUGUGGCAGCUACACAUCGAAGGCGGCACUCAAGAAGAAGAAGCACGUGAACGGAAUUUUCUCCAUCAACCAGGUCAGCUGCACUUCUAGACGGAAGUUCCUAACGGUGGAUAUCAACGGGUCUCAAGUCACUCUGCAGUUGGACACCGCGUCCGACAUCACCAUCGUUUCGAAGAAGCAGUGGAAGAAGAACCUGGGCUCGCCAACGCUGACUCCCACAACACAGACUGCCCGGGCUGCGUCGGGUGACGCUUUUCAUCUACUUGGUGAACUCCGAUACCCAAUCAAACUCGGAGGUGUCAACAAAACCGCAACUUUCUACGUGACCAACAACAGCAUCAACCUGAUUCAAGCUGUGGGACACCCCGCUAUCUGCAAUCUGCAACCAGUGUUCAAGAACGGCCUCGGACACUGCAAGAUGAUGAAGGUCCGACUCUAUCUCAAGCCCGAUGCCAAACCCGUUUUCAGGCCGAAGCGCCCAGUUCCUUUCACGUUCAUGGAGAAGAUCGAUGCGGAGCUGAACCGACUUCAAUCGCUGGGCAUCAUCACGCCUGUCGAUUUCUCGCAGUGGUCGGCUCCGAUCGUCGUAGUGAAGAAGCCGCCCGGAAAAGUACGAAUCUGUGCCGAUUACUCAACUGGACUGAACGCUGCCCUGGAGCCCAACCAUUACCCGCUACCGGUUCCUGAUGACAUCUUUACCAAGCUCAAUGGGUGCCGGUAUUUCAACGUCAUCGACCUGAGUGACGCCUAUCUUCAAGUGGAAGUUGACGACGACUCGAAGCAGCUGCUCACAAUCAACACGCAUCGAGGUCUCUUCCGCUUCAACCGGCUCGCACCAGGAGUAAAAUCCGCUCCCGGGGCCUUCCAGCAGUUGAUGAACAGCAUGGUUGCCGAUCUCGAAGGAGUGGACACUUUUCUGGACGACAUCUUCGUGGCCAGCAAAACCGAAGAGGAGCACCACAAGAUGCUCAACGCACUGUUUCAACGCCUUCAAGCCUACGGUUUCGUUCUGAGGGAAGAAAAGUGCAACAUUCUGCAGUCGGAGGUAAAGUAUUUGGCGCACAUCGUAGACGAGAACGGUCUCUGUGCAGACCCAUUCAAGGUGGAAGCCAUUGUCAAGAUGUCACAACUCUACGCUCGUUCCUUGGUGCGGUGA
Armigeres subalbatus is the source of this 1935-nucleotide messenger RNA. RefSeq lists its product as uncharacterized. Lineage: Eukaryota; Metazoa; Arthropoda; Insecta; Diptera; Culicidae. The record is from RefSeq and is a predicted model, not a curated record.